AUAUAUAUAGACAUGUAAUCAAAGAGAAGAGUCAUGUGUAGAUGCUUGGUGGGUUGAAAAAAGAGAAACUGAGGAUGAGGAUGAGCAACGAGGUGCAGUUGAACUGUGGGAUAAAAAUACCCAUCAUUGGAUUUGGCUCUUACAGCUUCCACAACGAUAGAGAGAAAACUGAAUUAGCAGUCCAUAUGGCUCUCAAGAUGGGUUACAGGCACUUUGACACAGCAAAAAUAUAUGGGUCUGAACCUGCAGUUGGAAAGGCUUUAACAGAGGCGAUAAGGGAUGGAAAGAUAAAGAGAGAAGAGGUCUUUGUGACAUCUAAGCUUUGGGGAAGCGACCACCAUGAUCCUGUUUCUGCACUGAAGAAAACCUUAGAGAGGCUGGGGAUGGAAUAUUUGGACAUGUACCUAGUGCACUGGCCAGUGAAGUUGAAGGAGUGGGCAUGCUACCCUGUGCCAAAGGAAGAUGACUUCGAGCAAUUGGAUUUGGAGACAACUUGGAGCGGCAUGGAGAAGUGCUUGGAUUUGGGAUUGUGUAGGGGCAUUGGUGUCAGCAAUUUCUCCUCCAACAAGAUCCAACGCCUUUUGGACUUCGCCUCGGUUCCUCCCGCUGUCAAUCAGGUGGAAAUGCAUCCAAUGUGGAGGCAAACAAGGCUUAGAGAGUAUUGUGCAGAGGAGAAGAUCCAUGUGAGUGCAUAUUCACCCUUGGGUGGCCCUGGCAAUUUAUGGGGUUCUACUGCUGUGGUUGAUAGCCCCAUUCUUCACUCCAUUGCCCUCAAACACAAUGCCACUCCUGCUCAGGUUGCCCUAAAAUGGGGAUUAUCUAAAAGGUCAAGCGUGAUCGUGAAGAGCUUUAAUCAGCAAAGGAUGGAGGAGAACAUGAAAGCCCUUGAUCUCAAACUGGACGCCCAGGACUUGCUUGAUAUAGAGAAGUUGGAGGAGAGGAAGAUCAUGAGAGGAGAGGUUUAUGUUAAUGAAACAACUAGCCCAUACAAGUCAGUUCAAGAUCUGUGGGAUGAUGACAUUUGAUGACACAAACACCUGCUAUUUCACCAUAUAUUGUUUUCCUUUUCUUUCAUGAACUUGUCAUGUAAAUGUGGUUUCCCAUCCCAAUCCCAUUAGGUUGUGUUGCCUCUUAAGGCUGUAACUAUAACUACCCUUAUUUUUUUUUUUUUUUACUCAAGUUAUAAUUAAUAUAUAAAUGGUUAUCCCAGUGGCAUGAACAA
Messenger RNA from Vitis riparia (riverbank grape), 1222 nucleotides. Its product is annotated as non-functional NADPH-dependent codeinone reductase 2. Gene Ontology annotation, cellular component: cytosol. The record is from RefSeq and is a predicted model, not a curated record. Gene Ontology annotation, molecular function: aldose reductase (NADPH) activity. The transcript has 5 exons. The coding region runs from base 42 to 1025 and encodes 327 amino acids. Lineage: Eukaryota; Viridiplantae; Streptophyta; Magnoliopsida; Vitales; Vitaceae.